Messenger RNA from Iphiclides podalirius (scarce swallowtail), 3147 nucleotides. The record is from the annotation of a GenBank genome assembly. Lineage: Eukaryota; Metazoa; Arthropoda; Insecta; Lepidoptera; Papilionidae.
AUGUCAACAAAAUCACAAAUAACUACAGAGUUAAGUGAUAGCAUUAGUAAUGCUUUGGGGAAAAAUGUUAAAAUUCUUUUUAAAUCUUUGAUUCGCAUGGAAUCAAGAGGAGAUAAAGUUGACAACAGGGUUUUAGUGGUGACAGCAUUUAGAAUUUUUAUAACAACAACAAAAGUACCAACAAGGAUUGACAAUGGAUUUCACUUGAUGGAAGUAGAGGCCCUGGAGAGUAAGAAACAUAAUCAUCUUUCAAUUACUUUAAUACAUGAACAUAAACCAGUCUCCAUUCUUAUUGGUGAGGAGGGAUCAUCUGAUGGCGUUAUCAAUGCAAUACACGCGUUGGCCGCGGCUUUUGACGAUCUGUUUCCUAAUGUGGCCAUGGAGGACAUUAUUUCCAAGGUUAAUUUGCCGUUCCAAAUACAACCAGUGAGCGGUACGCGGAAACACUCGACUUGUGGGGAUUUCUCCAAUCAAUAUGCUGCCAUGUGCGACCUGUGUCAAACACCUUUUAGAGCUGAGGUGGCUUGGGAUAUCGACACUAUAUACCUGGCACACGACAUCAGAAUGUUGCAUUUGAAGGACUUUGACCAUUUGGAUCAAAGGGACCUGAUACCGCUGCUGAUCGCGCUGCAGCACAACACGUGGUUCGAGGGCGUGUGCGGGGACGGGGUGCGGGCGGGCGGCGAGGCGUGGGAGGCGCUCUCGCGGGUGGUGCGCUGCGCGGCGCCGCCCCCGCGCCGGCUCAGCUGGCGGGCGGCCGCGCUGCGCCACGACCACGCGGCCCGCCUCGGCCACGCGCUCGCGCGCGCCCGCUCGCCGCCCGCCAUGCACACGGUCGACCUCUCGCAGAACCACAUCGAGGACAAAGGUGCUAUUAGUAUACUUACUGGGCUGGCGAAUAAUCCAGACGGCUUGCGGCAUAUAGCAUUAUCGCAAUGCGGACUCACCGGCAAGACUGUUUCCCAUCUAGCCGCCAUGUUGAACGACAGCCAAUGUCACCUCUCGACCUUGUCACAUUUGGAUCUCUCCAAUAACAACCUAAAAGAUGAUGUACAUAAUCUCUACAAUUUCCUCGCACAGCCGAAUGUGUUGACGCAUUUAAACCUUACAAACACCGAAACAACGCUUGAAAAUAUGUGGGGCGCGUUGCUGCGCGGCUGCGCGGCCCGCCUGUCCUCGCUGCUGGUGGGGCGCAACCCUUGGUCGACGGCGCGCCGGCCCCGCGACCCGCCGCCCUCCUUCCGCCAGUUCUUCACCGCCUGCCUGGCGCUCGCCGACCUCGACUUCUCCUACUGCAAGAUGCCGCCCGACGUGCUCAAGAGCCUGCUGCUGGGGCUGGCGUGCAACGAGAGCGCGGCGGGCGUGAAGCUGAACCUGUCGGGCGUGCUGUGCUCCUCGCAGGCCGCCCACGUGCUGGAGUCCUGCAUCCACGGCGUCCGCUGCCUGCAAUCGCUGGACCUCUCCGACAACAGUAUGGAGUAUGAAUUAUCCGGCAUAGUCAGAGCUAUAGGGAAGAAUCACUCAAUUACACAUUUAUCGUUGAGCAGGCUGACCGGGAAAAGGUCUUACGCGCCUCCUUUAAUACAAGCGCUCGUACAUGUUCUUCAGGAGCCUGACACAGCUUUAACAUCACUAGAUUUAAGCGAUUGUAAACUAAAGGGCGACUUGUACGGGCUUCUAAACGCGCUGGGCGGCGCGAGGCGGCUGCGCUCGCUGGACGUCGGCGGCAACGUGGCGGGCGAUGCCGGCGCCCGACUCCUCGCAAAGGCGCUGCAGUGCAACUGCACGCUGCACACGCUGCACAUCGACCGCAACGCGUUCAGUCUGCAAGGGCUGACGGACAUCGCGACGGCGCUGCGCCGUUCGGUGAGCGUGCGGAGGGUGGAGUUCCCCGGCUGCGACGCGGCGGCGGGCGGGCGCGGCGCCAGCGAGCGGGUCGCUACGCUGUGGCGGGACCUUCAUGAGAGACUGGCCGGCAACAGCACGGCGUCGCAGUCGCACCGGCUGCGCGCGCUGGCGCUGGAGCGCGCGUGGGCGGGCGGCGAGGCGGCGGCCGCGCUGGCGGCGCAGGCGGCGGCCGCGCUGCCCCCCGCCCCGCUGCCCGCCGCCCUCGAGCGCGCCGCCGCCGCCGCGCACCACCUGCUGCACCAGUACCUGCAGCGGUGCGGCGAGGUGUUCGCGGCGAUGGGCGGCGCCAGUGGCGGCGGUGAGCUGGUCACGCUUCAAGCGGUGCGCGACGCAAUGGCGCCUUGCAACUCCGCACUGCAGGAUUUGCUCAACGAGGCCGUGGAAAGCUUAGCGCUCGCAGCUUGCGAGAGCGUGGAAAAUGUGGAUACCGAACCGAUUCCAAGCUCCGAAGUUGACAUCCCCGACCUCCUUACGCCCAUUUCACAUUCUGGGGCGACGCCGCUGGGGUGCCGGCGGCGCGAGCGCGGCCUGCGACGCGUGCGCCCCAAGUCGGUGGCGGAGCAGCAGUGCAGCAGCAACGAGAUGCUCUCGCUGCCGCCGCUGCACGCGGAGGCGGCCGACGCGCUCGCCGAGCUGCCCGCGCACACGCUGCGCCACCUCGUCAAAGGGCGUCCUAGACGAGCUAAGACACGGGCUCCCUCUCGACCUAUCACCGACCAAUCGCAGGAUAUUGAUGAAGGGCUGGACGAGUUCUGGCGCACGUGCCGCACGCCGCCCGGCAGCGAGGAGGCGUCGCUGUCCGCGCGCACGCCGCUCACCUCGCGCUCGCUGCACUCGCUCUCCUCGCUCGCCUCGCCCUCGCCGCUGCGCCACUCGCCCACGCUGCAGCGCGACGACACCAUGUACAGUGUAACAUCGGGCGAGAGUACACCGGUAUUACUGGAAUGCGAGGUGUCCCGCUGCAAGUCAUCGGACAACGUGGGAGCCCGGGCGCCCACCACGCCGCCGCCAUCGCGCUCCUCCGACAACGUCAACACUAUGGGCAACGGGUGCGCACGCACACCGGGAAAGGCGCGCCCUUGGUCCGUGGCCGGCGUGAAUGCCGACAACGCCGCCGCCUGCACCACAGAAGGCGUGGAGGCGUGCGUGGGCGGCAGCAUCGUGGGCAUCACCCCCGGCGCCGCACUAACCAGCUCAAUGCUUCGAGAUCAUCCAUUAACUCCGGAAGGCACAGAAGCC